This is a messenger RNA of Cryptosporidium ubiquitum, 1437 nucleotides long. RefSeq lists its product as uncharacterized. Bases 1 to 1437 code for a protein of 478 amino acids. NCBI's taxonomy places the organism in Eukaryota, Apicomplexa, Conoidasida, Eucoccidiorida, Cryptosporidiidae. The transcript has a single exon. The record is from RefSeq and is a predicted model, not a curated record.
AUGGCAUCUUUGAAAAUAUUUAAAAAUCCACCAUUUAGUUUUUUGAUACUGUUUGCAUUGCUGGUUUUCAGUAUUGAAGUGGUAUCGGUAGAAUCCAAUGAUAACUCCGAAAAGCUUCCAGUAUUUGCAUUAGUAGAUAUUUUUCAUAUUCCACCAGAGUCUAGACAAAAAUGUUCAACAAUUUUAGGAUGGCUUGCAACCAAAUACCCGAACAAUUAUGUAUUAAUGAGCGUUAGGAACAUUAUUUACCAAUUAGCGCUUCCUCACAGCCAGCUACAAGAAAAUGCAGAAAAAGAGUUAAUUGCAGCAAUGGAUAGUCUUCAAGGAACAAUGUCUAAUGUUUCAGGACUCGAACCAGGGACAUAUAUAAGUAUAUUAACUUGUUCCGUGGACAAUAAAGGAAGAACUAUUCUUCAAAAAAUGGUUGAACAUGGUUUAGUGCAGGCUCUUUCUCACACUUUAUCUCAAAAGUUCUGGGUUGGAGCAAAACUAAAUAGGUUAUUAGAUACAGAAGGUAACAAUUUAGCUCAUCUGGCAGCAAUGUCAGAAAAUGAUGAACUGGUGCAUUUUGUUCUUGGAAUUAUGUUUAAAUCAAAUGUGGUUGCUGAUAUGUUGGAGUCCGUUAAUUCCAAUGGACAAAAACCUAUUGACAUUGCAAUUCACCAUAGAGAUCAGCAAACAGUUGAUACUAUGAAGAAUUUCUUCAGAGUAACUACUUUGGCGGAAAGAGAAGGAUUUGUUGAUGGUGUUGAGGUAAUUGAAGACUCUGUAACUUUAGCUGAAAAGGAAGCUGAAAAUAAGAAGUUUAAAGAAUUUAUUGAAAGGGAAGAGAAUGCUGCAAGUAAGAUUACUGACUCUGAAAUUACAAAAGAUAUUGAGUAUGCAAAACAGGACAGAUAUAAAGAUAGAGGUAAUGAUGAUAUCCAGGAAAUACAAAGCCAAUCAUUUGAAUCAUCUAUUGCUGAAGAUUCCAGCAACCCUAGUCAAUUAACUCAAAGUUUGGAAGAUGAUUACAGUAUAAAGCCUAGAUUCCAAGAUCAGGAAAUUUCAAAAAGCGAUAAUAUUCAGCAAGAACAAACAUUCUCUGAUGAAAAUGUAAUUUAUGAUGAAGAGGGUGACGAAAACACAAGAGGAAAUCAAAGACUUUCAUCAAUAAAUAAAAUAGAGAGUUUGGAAAAUAAGGCUCAACCAGAAGAAGUUGAAUUAAACUUUCCAUCUCUUAGAGGUACUGGUGAAAAUGGUGAUCAUGAGUCUCAGCACCAUCAUGAUAGCCAUGAAGACUUUAAAAAAAUUAAUAAAGAGCCUACAAGCAGAUGGAAUGCAACGGCAAAAGCCAUUGUUGGUGCAUCUAUUCUUGUGGGCACUUCUAUACUUGCUGCCACCGUUGUAUUUAUUGUAUGCAAAGGAUAUGGAAAUAAAGAAGAAAAUAGUUUUUAA